Molecule: messenger RNA, 4261 nt
Organism: Sarcophilus harrisii (Tasmanian devil)
Lineage: Eukaryota; Metazoa; Chordata; Mammalia; Dasyuromorphia; Dasyuridae
Gene: TRIB1
Product: tribbles pseudokinase 1
Exons: 3
Coding region: 1152-2255 (367 amino acids)
Biological process (GO): regulation of MAP kinase activity; protein phosphorylation; positive regulation of proteasomal ubiquitin-dependent protein catabolic process
Cellular component (GO): nucleus
Molecular function (GO): protein kinase activity; ATP binding; mitogen-activated protein kinase kinase binding
Source: RefSeq, a predicted model, not a curated record
AACCCCAGCCCAACUCCGGUUCCCCUGGACUCUAGCGUCACGGCAACUUUUAAUCCUUCUCUUUCCCGGCCCGCGGGUCUGGCUCAGAAAGACGGAGAGAGCCCAAGAGAGCGCGCUCCCUCUCCUCCUCCUUCCUCUACCACUUUCUUUCUUUCUUUCCGAGCUCGCGCUCGCUCCGUCCCUCCCGCCGUGGGUCGGAGAAGGGUGUGCGGGGGGCGCGCGCUCUCUUGCCCCAGACCCGUCACCUGCGUCCGUGCGCUCGUCGCCUGGGUGGCUGGAAGCUGCCCCUUCCCCUGCAGACCCCUCCUCCCCCUCCCCCCGCCCCGUCUCGCUGCCGCCCCUCCCCUCCCUCCCCUCCCCUCCCCUCCCCGCGCUGCUAGCCAGCGAGCCGGGUGGUGGGCCGAGGAGCUGGAAUCGUAGCACCUCAUUGCACAACCCGGCUUCCCAACUGUUUACAUAUAAUCGGACUGUGUGUAUACAGCGUGAGUCACUCGCUGGAGGAGGAGGAGGUGGAGGAAGAGAAGAAGGAGGGCACAGUCUGGGAUCGGCGCACCGCACACUCACUCGCUCGCACUCGGCCACUCUUCCUCACCCUGCACGGAGGCUGAAGAGCGCGUAGGGGGAGAAGCACCGCCAAAAGUUGCCAAGGUGCCUUUGCCCGGAGACUCGGGCUUCGCGAUUCUGGGUUACUCGACUGGCGCUCAUUGCCGCUUCGGAAGCUUAACUGCGAGUCACAGGCCGGUGGCUCCCCGGCGCCGGAGCGCGCUCUGUGCAGACCUCCCUCCGCCUGGAUUGUCUCUACUUAGGCAGCGGCGAGAAGCCACCCGAGCCAGCUAGCAGCGGUCACCGCGAGCCGGGACUCUCGGGGGAUCCCAGUCCUGAGCCGCCCCCUCGGGGAGGGGGGAGAAGGUGGAGCUGGCCCCCGGACCGCCCGGUGGCUCCCCAGUCAGCCCCGGCCCCGGCUGCAACGUGGGCGCCCCAGAGCGGCUCUGGCCAGCUUUGCCCCCCGUGGGGGGUGAAAGCCAGAAGACUUCAAGAGACGCCUCAGGUUUGGUGGUUGCCGUCCGAUCUCUGGACCUUGGGGCCCCGCUCCCAAUUACUUCUCGGAUUCGGGGAUUUAAUAGCCCUGCUUCACGGGCUCAAGAACUUGGAUGUGUUCCCUGCGCCCUGCCAUGAGCCGCAACGUCCAGCCCCGCAGCCCGGGCCUGCUGCUCCCUGCAGCCCGGGGCUCCCCUUCCAAACGUCUCCUGGACGGCGACGAGACGGCCGCGGUGGCGGCCAAGUGCUUGCGACUUUCCGAGUGCCCGAACCCUCCGGACUACCUCAGCCCCCCCAGUUCACCUUGUACCCCCCCGCCCGCACCCUCACCUUCGGCGCCCGGCGGCAGCGUCCCGGGGCCCAGCCGGAUCGCUGGCUACCUUCUGCUACCCCUGGCCGAGCGGGAGCAUGUGUCCCGGGCGCUGAGCAUCCACACCGGUCAGGAGUUACGCUGCAAGGUGUUCCCUAUUAAACACUACCAAGAUAAAAUCCGGCCUUAUAUCCAGCUGCCAUCUCACAGAAAUAUCACAGGGAUUGUUGAAGUGAUUCUUGGGGAUACCAAGGCAUAUGUCUUUUUUGAAAAAGACUUUGGGGACAUGCACUCCUAUGUGAGAAAUCGAAAAAGGCUUCGGGAAGAGGAGGCUGCCCGGCUCUUCAAGCAGAUCGUCUCUGCCGUUGCCCACUGCCACCAGUCUGCCAUUGUGUUGGGUGACUUGAAGCUCAGGAAAUUUGUUUUCUCCACAGAGGAGAGGACACAGCUCAGACUAGAAAGCCUCGAAGACACUCACAUCAUCAAGGGGGAAGACGAUGCCCUCUCGGACAAACACGGCUGUCCCGCCUAUGUGAGCCCUGAGAUUUUAAAUACGACGGGGACCUAUUCCGGCAAGUCGGCGGACGUUUGGAGUUUAGGGGUGAUGCUAUACACCCUUUUAGUUGGGCGAUACCCCUUCCAUGACUCGGACCCCAGUGCUCUUUUCUCCAAAAUCCGCCGUGGACAAUUCUGCAUCCCUGACCACAUAUCCCCCAAAGCCAGAUGCCUCAUUCGUAGUCUUCUGAGACGGGAACCCUCCGAGAGACUCACAGCUCCAGAGGUCUUACUUCAUCCCUGGUUUGAGUCAGUCUUGGAACCUGGAUACAUAGACCACGAAACAGGAACGUCAGACCAGAUUGUUCCAGAAUACCAGGAAGACAGUGACAUUAGUUCCUUCUUCUGCUAAUCCUGAAACCUCAAAAACCUCAUAAUUCUCACACAUGGCAUUUUUUUUCUUUCAAGGGUUUUGUCUUUCCAUUUUCAUAGAUGGGUAGAGCUUUAAGUAUGGUGAUGACCAGAUAAGUGACAAUGUAAAUAAGCAUAGCUGCUUUACUCAGAAUUCCUGUUCCUGAUGUUUUUGUGCUAGGCAAUGUUGCUGAUAGAAGCACUCUGGCUGCCCAGCAGAGCCUUUAUGGUUCUCCGGGAGUCCUCACGUCUGAUUGGUUAGGUGCUGAGACCUGCAUCUUUUACCACUGACAAAGGUUAUGGCACUGGGACAGAAUCACACUUUUACCAUGAAGCAAACUUGAAAAAUUUAGAGGGAGAAUGAGUGAAUCCUGCAGUGAUUUUUGGUGUAUGUGUGGUCACUUACCUGGCAGUAGCCAUAUUUUACCAAUGAGAUAAACUGUUGGUCCAAUGAACCCGCCAUCUUGCUGCUCUUUGGAUAGGUACCUUUUUGCAUUUGCAAAUGGCUGUGCCAUCCACUUGGAAGUUUGCUAAACCUGCAUCUUCUUAGACUCAAGUACCAACUGCUUUGCCCCAUUCCUUGAUCAGACUGUUUCAGGAAUACAAGAGUCUGCCCUGCUGCACAAAUCCAGACUCCUUCAAUUUCCUGUUAAGACCUCAUAUACACUAAUGCCUUCUCCCUGAACUUGAAACUUUUCCCUCUUUCCUUCCUGACUCCCCCAUCUUUCCCUAUCCCCAGCCCCAGCUAUAAAAGUACUUACCAGUUUAACCAUGGAAAAAAAUCAUAAAAAACUUCUAAACUCCUGGCUAUUUCAGAACUCUGAUCUCAGGCAGAGAGACUGCAGUUUUGUGAAUAAUUUGUGUACUUGGAAGCAGUUAGCUCUUUUGGUUCCUCCCAAGUGUGCUAGCACUUGUGUCUUUCUGAAGGCAUUUCAGGGCUGACCCUCUUGUCUUAGAGGAGAAAGCUCAGGAGUACUCUGUCCAGCAAAUGUCAAAAAUGUGUCUUUUCUUCAGCAGGAAACAUGGAAAUGUUUAGAAGGCAAGUCUUGAGUAACCUUAGGAGAGUUUUAGACUGGUUUCUAGGAAUGCCCUUCCCUAUUUAAGUAUAUCUGCCUCUAGCAGUGUGUAUGUGUGUGUGUGUGUGUGUGUGUGUAUGUGUGUGUUUGUAUGUGUGUGUUUGCAUGAUUAGUUAAUAUUUCAGACUUUAUGUGAUUAAUAAAUCAUUGUAUUGGUCAUUGACUGUCAGAGUGCAUAAGUGGGCCAAUCCUGCUUAAGAUUCCUGCUUUAUCUUUCCAGGGUGGCUUUCUUUGUGGCUCUGAAGAAAUGGCAACUUGUAUUAACAUAAAUCUAAAUAGAAAACUAAAAGUUUUCAGUAAACUCCUGGGACAGUCCCAAAGAUGAGUUGGUUACACGGGUAAAUGGAACAUUUUAAAAUAUGUGUGUGUACACAUGUAUACAUAUAUGUACACGUACAUGUGUGCAUAGAUAUGUGUAUAUACAUGCACGGCACAGUUACAGUGUGGUCAUUUUACAACAGGGCUAAGCCUUGGCAAGCUGUCCAAUGCCUUGUGAGGGUGCCAUGAAUACCUCAUGUACUGUGGGCUUUGUACAUAUGUUCAACCUUUUCUAUGUAUUCUAUGAGUUUUGUGGUUGUCUGAGGCCUUGUCAUUCUGUUUUUCGUCUGUGUCUGAAUAAUUAAGGUGUCAAAACAAAAGUAAAUGUGAAUCUUUUGGCAGUACUAACUUGACAGAAUCAUGGGAAUUAGGGAAGAAAGCAGGGGAGGAAUGGACUGGCCAGAGCCUCUGAUGCACUAACACUCUCGUGGUUGUGUGCCAUUUGUGUGACAUUUGUAUCUGUGAUACAGCCUACAUGUAAAGAGUCUGUGCUGGCAGGACAGUCUGCCAGGGAAGCUAAUAACACUAUGUUGAUCCUGUAAAUAUGUAUAUAUGUGAAAAUGGACAUGAAUGUCUGACUUGUAGAGUUUUAAUAAACCUGGUUUCAUAAAGA